AUGGCAGAUUUGAAGCGAUCUUUGGAAGAUAAGAGUAGAGCUCCCCCGAGCGAUAUCCUAGUGAAGGCUUUUCAACUGUUCUUCACAUCACGAGUGGAGAAUCCUGGAGCUAUCAACCAAUUCCAGGCUCGCUUGCUGUCUCUUACGUGGAAGCAUUUGAAGGCACUACAAAAUGACCUUGAGGACAGUGAAUGGCAGGAUGUAUUCUCUGUGGAAAAUCUGGAAAGGAUGCUCUUUGUGUUUUCUGAGGCACAGUGUCUUCCAGAGGCACGCGAUACUGUCCUCAAGAUCGCACGUUUCGCCUACCUCGAAUUAUGUGCGGAUCAUGGAUUCGGUCCGAACUCGAUUAGUCGACCAGCACUACUGGUUUACAUCAAUUUGAUGGCUAGCAAUGGUAACCCUGAGGAGGCUCGUCAUGUCAUUUUUAAGUUCGGGGGCCAAUUGCGUGGUGCAAAACCGUCUCCUUGGCUGAGUGUUCUAAAAGGAUUUGCAUUGAAGGACGACCGACGCCAGCUACGAAAAGUGACACAGGAUCUCGAAGAGUAUGGCGUCAAGUUUGAUCAAGCUUCCCAUGAGGAGUUGGCCAAACUUCUGAUCUCCCAAGAUCUCUUCGUUGCAGUUCAGACAGUCUACGAGUGCCCAAUCUCCGGAGACCUGGAACCCUCUGUAUCCGCCAAGAUUGCUGCCAUCCAUUAUGCGCUUCUCAAAUCUGAAGUCUCAUGGGCCAAGCCCAUCUUUGACUCCCUUCCACGGAAAAUAGGCCCCGAGACAAUUGGUAUCAACUUGCUUUGGGAUGCAGCCCAGGGUAACAGUGCAUCGUCUCUUGCAGAGAAGGUAGAACCGUCGUUGAGUGCAGCUCUAACUAUUGUGGAUGUCAACAAUCUUAUUCAAUAUGCAAACUCGCAAUCUAAUCCACAGCUAGCCGCCGACUAUGCAAAUCUAGCUGGCCAGUGGGAUCUCGUUCCCGAUGAACAGACGCAUCUGUUACAGCUGGAAUCCUUUAUUCAGGCUGGUGAUGUGGAGCGCACACUCGCCAUUCUCGAACAACAGAUUGAUCCAAGCACCUUGACAGGCGAUAAUCUACCCUUGGCUAACAAGCUUAUCACCAUGCUUUGCCUAUCAGAUCAAAAAGACGAACUGUUCCAACAGAUCUCUUCCCUCCUAGACCCAUUGUUUCAAGAAAAUGUGCAAUUGAAUGCAGAUACCCUCGCUGCAUUAACACGGAUGCUGCUGUAUCGCUACGACUGGGAAGCUGUGUCUGACCUUCUCCGUCCGCGAUUGGGAACUCUCGAUAGCGAAGGGAAAACUUUAGUCCGUACUGCACUGACGGACUUCAUGCUGGACAAGGAACAAACCGACUCGAAUGUGUGGGAAGUCUACCAGCUAUUUAAACUCGCCUUCUCUGAGGCGGGUGUCAGCAUCCGCACAGAGCUCAUGUGCUCUCUCUUUGAUAGAAAACGCAGCGACCUAGCGGUUCUGGUUUUCGGGCACAUGCGUCAGGCAGAAGAUCUAAGCCGUCGACCCAAGCCGGAUACAUAUGCUAGGUGUUUCCAGGGCUUGUCUCGAACAGCCGACACGACAAAUCUGGAGUUGGUACACAAUAUGCUCAAGCUUGAUCUUGAAGUAGAGUUGAAUACUCGGAUUUUCAAUGGUUUGAUGCUUGCAUAUGCCGCGUGCGAGAUGCCCGAGAAGAGUAUGGAAAUUUUCCAUCAAAUCCUACAGUCAGACGAAGGGCCCUCAGAAAAGACCAUUGCUAUAUUCUUCCACGUGUGUGAGAGACACCACAACGGCGCACAAGAAGCGAUUAAGAUGAUGGCCAAGGUCAAAAAGCUUGAGAUAGCUGUUGACCGCCGAAUGUACACAGCAUACAUCGAAUCAUUAGCCGCGCAAUGCGAAUUUGAUGUAGCGACCGCAGCCAUCGACAACAUGCAAGCUGAGAUUGGGCUCCCUCCUACCAGUACUACGAUUGGACUAUUCUAUAACGCAAUUCCAUAUCAAUAUUGGAAAGACGAGGUUGAGCAAUGGGCUCUCCAGAAAUACCCCGAGCUGUGGACGCACAUGGCUGAAACACCUCGAAGCGAGCAUGAGGAAGGCCAAAAGUUUGAUGGCAUCACAAACGAGGUAUGGGUAUAG
Penicillium angulare is the source of this 2133-nucleotide messenger RNA. RefSeq lists its product as uncharacterized. The coding region runs from base 1 to 2133 and encodes 710 amino acids. NCBI's taxonomy places the organism in Eukaryota, Fungi, Ascomycota, Eurotiomycetes, Eurotiales, Aspergillaceae. The record is from RefSeq and is a predicted model, not a curated record. The transcript is spliced from 2 exons. Gene Ontology annotation, molecular function: protein binding.